Ectocarpus sp. CCAP 1310/34 is the source of this 1711-nucleotide messenger RNA. NCBI's taxonomy places the organism in Eukaryota, Phaeophyceae, Ectocarpales, Ectocarpaceae. The record is from the annotation of a GenBank genome assembly.
AAGAUCCGCGAGACCAAGGCAUGUGCACCCUCGACAUCACGUUCGAGCAGAACGUCCAGCCAUCUGGCACGAAAUCCCUCGUGCCCCACCAGAAGCAGUCACAGACCCACACGGCGAACGCCGUCUGCUUUACGCUAGUGAGCGCGGACACCUGGCACAGGAGGCUUGGACAUCUCAAUGCUCGGAGCCUGGACAUCCUUCGGAAGGACACGGGUACCGGGGUGGACUAUCGCGACAGUCUCUCCCCUUGCGGGGUCUGCCAGAUCACGAAACACAAGCAGUCCCCCCACCCGAAGCAAUCGACUCGCGAACUAUCACGGCCUGGACAGCUUGUGGUCAUCGACAACAUGGGGCCUGUUAAUCCACCUGCGAAAUAUAAAGGAGGCUCCUUCCCGUACGCGUGCAAGAUCACCGACGACUACACGAAGAUGAAAGAAGUGUACCUGCUUCGCAAGAAAUCUGACACGACCGAGGCGGUGCACACGUACAACAUGUGCGUCGCAGCGGCAGGAGGCUACCGGAUCGAGACCAUCCGCUGCGACAAGGGAGGCGAGAACACCGGAUCCGAAUUUCGGGACUACUGCAAGAAUUCAGCUAUCAAGCUCGAAUACGCCGCCACCAACACCCCUCAACAAAUUGGUGUAUCGGAACGGGACGGACAAACCCUGGCCGGAGUCACCCGGUGUCUUCUGAAGGAUGGAGAUUUUCCGCCGUCCAUGUGGGGGGAGUUAAUGCUGACUGCAGCAUACCUGUUGAACAGGUCCCCACACUCAGCACUGGGAGGAGCUACGCCAUACUCGAAGUUGCACAAUAAGUCACCUGAUCUCUCGGGACUUCGGGUCAUUGGAGCGCGCGCCUUCGUACACCACGAGAGAUACCGAAAGAAGCUGGACGACAGAGCUUUCGAAGGCAAGCUAUGUGGUUUCGGCCUCGACAGCCAGACCUACCGGGUAUUGAAUCCAUCCAACGGGGCCGUGGUCGAGAGCCGGAAUGUGACUUUCAUCGAAUCUCCACCCCGCUCAGUGCCCUUCCAGUAUUCCACUGAAGCAAACGGGUACGAGAGCGACGUGCUGAGCUUCACCUCCCUGCUGGACAGCCCCCACUCGACGAGCGACCUGGACUUCACGGCGCAGAACGAACUCCUUCGGCAAGAAGUCCGGAAGAUGCAGCAAGACAAUCUCGCUCGGGAGAAGCUUCGCCUAGAACUGGACGGGCACGAGGACGAACAUGGAAACGGGCAAGAUCUCGGCGACGGGGACGCUCCAUCACCACAUCUCCCAUCGACGCCAGCUGGAUCGUCAUCCGAGACCCACGCAUCUAGCCCCAGUCCAUCAUCGUCGAACCCGACUGAACCGGACACUUCUGCAUCAACUGGAUCCUCCGGCAUGCGGCGCCUGCAAGUCACCAGAGCCAGCACGCGCGGGAAGCCCACCAGCGACGAUCAUAUCGACGUCAACUUGGUUCCUGCCAAUCUGGAAGUCACCAUGAACGACCGCGGUCGAGCCCAUGCUACAACGGGCCGCGUGGAGCCAUCCGCUCCCAUGCCCUGGCGAUACUGAGGAUUUCGCCCACGUUGCGGAAGACCCCUUCACGGUGCCGCGUGCUCACGCCUACGUCACGACCACUCACGAACACCACGGGAUCUUGGAGGAGACGAAUCAAGCGAUCAAAUCCCCAACACCUACGACGAAGUCAUGAGCUCUCCCCAGCC